Trichomonas vaginalis G3 is the source of this 2031-nucleotide messenger RNA. RefSeq lists its product as uncharacterized. The transcript has a single exon. Bases 1 to 2031 code for a protein of 676 amino acids. The record is from RefSeq and is a predicted model, not a curated record. NCBI's taxonomy places the organism in Eukaryota, Parabasalia, Trichomonadida, Trichomonadidae.
AUGGAAGAAUUAGAUUAUACAGCAGUUCAUUGGGAGAACUGUGCAUCCGUUAAAGGAAUGGAGAAAAAGUAUCAAGAUUCAGUUAUCUUAACAAUUUCAACGGCUCGUUCUGGUUAUUUUUUACGAUUAGUUACAUUAUACAGUUUUCCGUUGAAUAUGAAGGAAAACACGCCGCAUCCUUAUGAAAUUGCUCAUAAAGAAACAGAUGUUCUCUGGCAUACAUAUCCAGUACAGAUAAUUCAAAUUAUAACUUCAUGUAUUGGCAAUAUGAUGGGCGAUCCAGAUAAAUACAUUCCAUGUAUCAUUUCUUACUUUACGAAUGAUCCCUAUUCAUCCCAGUUAUUUGGCUAUUUAACGUUUCCUUCUCUUUGUUUUUAUUUUAUGACUCCAGAAUUCGUUGAAAUCGGUGCAAACAUCAUAUUUUCGACACUCAAGUACACAGAUGGACCACUUGUCAUGCACAUGUGCGCCUCUUUGUACGAUUCUAUCUCGAAUUUUAACAAUAUUUUGUGGGAUCAUUUUAACUACUCUAUUACGCCAGAAAAAUCCGUUAUUGCUGUCUUUACUGACUCAAUAAAGGAAGGCUUCUCAGUUUUAACCCAAAAACAUCAAGAAUUUACCAAAAAUUUAAUUUCGAAUUUUCCUCUAUUUGCAAUCAAAUUUUUCACGUUCUACUUCUCCUCACAGUCCAAAGCCUACAAUACAUUCAAACACAACAACAAAACUCAAUCUCCAAUGGAAGAAUUGAUGGAAAUUUUGAAUUUCGCAGCAAGUAAUCCAGAAUCUGCCAUAGCAAAAGUAAUUUUGAGCUCAUUCCACUCAGACACGUUUACUUCUCCAUUUUUAUCUUUUUCAGAUAUGAAUUUACAGACAACAUCCUCGAUUCUAUCACCUCUCGAGACUAAUACAUUAUUCCAUGCAUUUCUCAGCGGCGAAAUGAUAAAAAAAGGAAGCAAAGUCGCUUCAUUAAAAUGCAAACCAGAAUAUGCGAACAGUUUGUUCCCAGGCAGCAUUAUUUUCUCUUACAAAAAAUUUUUGUCCCUCAACAGAUCCAAAUUCAUGCCUCUUGUCUACGAACCAGAACCGGAAAUUGUAAUUGAGAAAAAUCCAGACUUCAAGAGAGAUUACGAGCACAUUAUUCUUCUUGCUUCAAAUAAUGGACUCAAACCUCUCGAAGUUAUUAACAAUCCUCUAACUCCGGCCGUAUUAGAUACAUUAAAUCACGUAAAAAGCAUGAAAACGGAAGGAUUCAUCGAUUACGUGUAUAAGAAACAGAAGAAGAUAAUUAAUAAGGCCCAGUCCAACUUCGAAAGCUUCUUUGAGUGGCUUUCAACAGAUAUCGGACUUAAAAGGUGCCAAAUGAUCUUUUCCUUGGACCUUAACAGGAUGGAAAUCAUUCUAUCGCAGAUGGACGUCAGCAAGAAGUUCCCAGAUCCUUCUAAAAUCCCUCUCCACACAAUCGCGCAAAAAGAUAUCGCAUUUAUCAACACUCUUAAAUCGGUUUACGAUACUAAUUUAAACAGCCCAUAUGUAUAUCUUUGCGCUCUAAAUCUCUCCAAUAUCUACCCGAAAGACGAAUUAAUUCCCGAAAUGAACGAUUCUUACAUUUCUAAGUUCAUUCAGUCCGAGCGAUUGCGAAUAAUGCUGGAAAAGAACACAAGUAACCAGCAUUACUACGAAAUCGCCCACAAAAUUAGUGAAGAUGCAAAUCUUCCAAUCGGAGAAAGGAUUUUGAAGAUCACAGAUGCUUUCAUACAGUUAAAUAACUUGAUGGGAGCGGAUAAAUCAACAAAAUUCGCUUCAAUUGCAGUUGAUAUCCUGAUAAUGAGUGGAAGAGAGGAUUUCUUCACUGAUAUAAUGUACCUGGAGAACAUCGCAUCCAAGUUUUACGCUGCUGCUGAAAACCACAACCCUCAGGCAAGGUUUUUGUGGACUGUGACGUUUUCUGAGUUAGUUAAGAGACUUUCUCAGGCAAAUUCGUCUUUCCAGUCAGGAGAAAAUGUAUACAAGUUCUUGAUAAAGAAAUUAUGA